AUGGCGCUCGUAAUUCGUGAGUCGGGCAGCCUGAAACCAGAAAUUCGCCUUGCCCAGGCAGUGUCUGAGUUUGAAGCCUUACUCACAUCAGAGCAGAAAUCAAUGUUUAGGACGUCACGCGACCGGGCAGUCAGCACAGCACCAACGAUGUCAGAUGUCAUGCGGUUAACAGCCGAAAUCGAUCUGAAAGCUACUAGCAAACAUGGUCGUGGACGAUGCUUUGGACCAAGAAUGACGAAUACACUCCAGGCCAUUCAGCAGUUUGCAGCUUUGGGGGAUAUCGUAGUUGGCGGAGGGCAGAAUCUCAUCGCUUGCGGAGUUUGGGCCGUUGCAAGGUUCACUCUUCAUACCAUCAUAGGGUACUAUACAUAUCUGGAAAGCCUGUCACAGCUCUUCAUGGCGAUUGGUCGAAAUGCACCACGCUACCAAACCAUGGCAGCGUUAUACCCGAAGUCGAAAGCCCUACAAGUCAAUCUAUGCGAGUAUUUCAUUGUCAUCACUAAGCUAUGCCAUCAGUCAGUAUUAUGGACUAAGAAGUCCGCCUUGGGCCGAUUCGCCUCCACGAUGAACGAUCCUCAAAUGAAGAAAUUCAAAGAUGAUCUUGACCUAUGGUCUUCAGCCAUCAAGGAAGAAACAAACCUUUUGCUGAAUCAGACAAUUGUUGAAGAAGCGAAGGAAAGUUCCAUUUUCCGCUCUCUGACCACAUUUCGCUCCGAAUCUUCCAAUAAACAACGGAGGAUCGAGAAGUCAUAUCGCUUUUUGGACAAAUGCUCGAAGCAUGACUAUCGAAUGACCUGGAAGCAAAUUCGUAAAUGCGGAACAACUGGGACGUUAAACCAUUAUCAAGCGUAUCGGCAAUGGAAAGAAGGAUCUGAAGACACCUCUAUUCUUUUCCUUGGAAAGCUUGGUGCUGGAAAGUCCGUUCUGCUAGCCAACAUUGUCGAUGAUCUCAAUCUGGAGAACAACGGAAUAACUCUUUACUUUUUUGCAAGACACGACAAUGAGAGCAGCAUGAAGACUAGGACAAUUCUAGGGUGUCUCAUACGACAGCUUCUGGAGCAUGUCAUGAACGACAGCAGCUUUGAUCAUCUAUUUUUUGAGUCAGCAUCUGACCUUGACUCGACCAUCAUCGUUGAUCUCUUCCAGCGAGCGAAGCCCGGCAAGGCAUCCAUAGUGCUCGACGGUCUGGAUGAAUGCGAAUUGGAGGUUCAACGAACAGUUCUGGCGCACUUGGUCAAGAUACAGGAAUUUGGAUACAAGAUAUGCUUGUCAGUGCGGACACCCCACAAUGUCUCAGUCUGGAGAACAGAAUCCUUUGACUUCAACGUUGUCAUACCAGAAGAAAAUCCAGAUAUAUCGGAUUUUAUCAACGCAGAAGUCGACAGCAGAGUUGACGAUGGAAGACUUGUUAUUCGAGAUCCAAAUCUGGUUGAAGAAGUUAAGAAAGAGCUUAUCACAGGGGCAAACGGAAUGUUUCUUUGGGUAUCUUUGCAACUUGACUCCAUCUGCGAUGAAGUAUCAGACCACGAUAUUCGAGAAGCCAUUCAUGAUUUACCCAGUGACUUGACGGAAACAUUCAAGCGUAAUCUUUCGAAAGCAAGUUCAAGAGACUCCAAGAACCUCCAUGUCCGAAUCUUCAAGCUUCUAGUUGGUGCACGAGAGCUAUUGACAGCUGACGAACUGCGACAAGCCGCAAGCGUCACUAUAGGCCAGACACUAUGGGAUGCGGACAAAGAGAUAACAAGCAUACAUCCGGUCCUCAAGUUCUGCGGUAGUCUGGUGAUGGUGGACGAAGAAGACGACACUGUCCGAUUUAUUCAUCACAGCGCACGCAGUUUUUGUCUAGAAGAGCUUCACUGUCUAACUGACUUGAGCUUUACUCAGAUGGAAGCAAACCAGCACAUGGCUGAGACGCUAAUAACGCUUUCGAAGGAUGUAGUGCCCAACAUAAAUGCGAGCCAUAUGCCCAAGGUAGUGGCGGUUAAGGCUAUCGGCUCGCAUCAUAUGGGAACCAGUAUCGCAAACAAGCUCCUGAGUUCGAGGUCGAAACUGAAAAGAGAUAUCGGUCCGGUUCUAGCGAAGCGGAAGGGAAAUCACAACCAGGGAGAUCACUUCCCAUUGGCAAGUUAUGCAAAGCGGCACUGGUUACACCAAACAUCUCAUCUGGAAGAGCUCCCGUCACUACCACAAUGGCACACCUUGCUUGACCAUCCUUCGUUUGGUAUCGAUGAGGACAAUCUUCCGGUUCCUGUCAUCAUCCCACACCCUCUGCUGAAAUCAAUAGAUCGGCUUCUAUUCAAUGCCGAAAGUUCUAAAUUUCGAAGCCGGUGGAAACGCCCGAUAGCAACAAAGUCAAUCUCAAGUUGGGUGUCUCCUCAAUGGGCCAGGAUGAUUUGGGCUCUUUCUUUUGGACAUAUUCUUGUUCUGAAACACGAGCUCACGAAAUGUCGAGGCGUCCAAAGAAUACGGAGCUACGUCCAUCUCUGGACAUUGCUGAGGCGCAUUGGCCUCUAUGCCCCCUCAGUCAUUCAGAAGGAUCUGGACUAUAACCUGAUCCGAUGGCUAAGUCCUAUGUUUGUCAACCUUGUGAUGCAGCACCCCGCCAAAGAAUAUUUUCUUGGACGCAUCCCAGUAUCAGAUAGCUUGCACUAUGAACUCAUCUCCAGAGCCAUCGAGAGACACGACAUUGUGUCUGUCUGCGCGCUUGUGAGAUUUGAUUAUGACCAACUGGGGAAACUGUCCAUCAUGGAGUGGCAUGCCAGAAAUGGAUGGAUGAAGAACUGGGUCGCCGUACCUCCCAUCCUUCAUAUGUCAAUGAUGGGACAUGGAAAUACGCAUGUUGUGAGAUUAGCUAUGCAACAUGAUGAGCAUUGGUUGUUUGAUAUCAUUUCAUGGCUUUGCCUGGUGCAGGUUACGAAUUUCUCGUGGUAUAAAGGAUUCUCAAGGGCGUUUGAUGUAUUCAGAGAAGUGGGAGUGCCUGAACGUGACAUUAGACUAUUGAAGAGUGUGUCAAGUGAUAACAAAAUAGCCGUGUCCGGCAUUACAAGUAGCAACUACGGCACUUGUGGCGAUCCGGUCUCGAUCUGA
Molecule: messenger RNA, 3087 nt
Organism: Fusarium graminearum PH-1
Lineage: Eukaryota; Fungi; Ascomycota; Sordariomycetes; Hypocreales; Nectriaceae
Exons: 5
Coding region: 1-3087 (1028 amino acids)
Source: RefSeq, a predicted model, not a curated record